Aspergillus chevalieri is the source of this 1752-nucleotide messenger RNA. RefSeq names its product putative tetracycline-efflux transporter. Gene Ontology annotation, cellular component: membrane. The record is from RefSeq and is a predicted model, not a curated record. Gene Ontology annotation, biological process: transmembrane transport. Bases 1 to 1752 code for a protein of 583 amino acids. The transcript has 3 exons. Gene Ontology annotation, molecular function: transmembrane transporter activity. Lineage: Eukaryota; Fungi; Ascomycota; Eurotiomycetes; Eurotiales; Aspergillaceae.
AUGGAGAGCGAGGCACCGUUCACCGUGGGCACUGACGUCGACGCGCAACCGCGGUCCAGACCAGCUAGCACGAAGAGUCCAGUACAAGUGCAUGUUGAUUCCCAAACACCUCUGCUACAGGGAAGCAGUAGUCCGCCAAGCUAUGAAGAACCGAGACUCCCAGAGGAUACUUCGGAUGCGCCCGUCACAGAGCCCAGGAAAUCUUGGAGAAGUGCCAGUAUCUUCUGGCUACUACCAUUCCUCUUAUUAUAUAUGAUCGGUUUUGGUGGGACAGUUGUACCGAAAGUCAACCUGAUCCUUACGCUGCUUUGCAGAGACUAUUUCGCGGAGAAAGCGGCCAAAGAUCCAAACUUUACAUAUCUUCCAGUCCUACUAGGUGAUGAUAACGCGCAGUGUCGCAUUCCCGAGGUCCAUUCUCUCGUGGCCCAAUUCCAAUUGUAUUUGAAUUUGCUGGCAGGAAUUUUAUCGGCUCUGGCUAGUCCUAAACUAGGUCAACUCUCAGACCGCUACGGCAGGACUAGAAUAAUCGCGCUGGGCACGCUUGGUGCUGUACUGUCGGAGCUGAUUACCGUUAUUGUGGCAGCGAAGCCAGAGACUGCGCCGGUGAACUUGCUUUUGCUGGGUGCAGUCUUCGACGGGCUGGGCGGCUCUUUCACCGGGGCUGUAGCUCUGGUUACUUCAUAUGCUUCAGAUUGUUCUCGUCCGGAGACGCGCAAUGUGGCUUUUGGGUAUUUCCAUGGGGUUUUGUUUACGGGAGUUGCGGCUGGCCCGUUUCUGGCAGCCUUGGUGUUGAAACAAGGUGGCCGCGUAUACGAUCUCUUUUCUGUCACAUUGGCGUUCCAGGUACUCUAUUGCCUGAUAGUAUGGCUGAUUGUCCCUGAAUCUUUAUCAGAGGAGCAGCAACAAAUCGCUCGAGAAAAGCAUCGGAUGAAGCGUAUGCACGAGGAGACCAAUUGGAUCUCUCGCUGGAAUCCACUAACCCUCAUCGCACCUCUUGCAAUCUUGGUGCCACCCGUUGGCCGGCCAAGUACCUUCUUUCCAAACCGCGGAGGCGCAAGUCGAGACCUGUGGAGAAACCUCGUUCUUUUAUCCACCAUGGAUACGGCAGCGUUUGGAGUGGCACUAGGCACCGCGCAAGUGGUCAUCAUCUAUGCAGAAUACAUGUUUGGAUGGGGCAACGUCGAGUCAAGCAUGUUCGUCUUCAUUGUCAACAUAGUCCGGGUGGUCAACCUCCUACUCAUCCUCCCACUUGUGGCCCGAGUAUUCCGCAAGCCUGCGACCGAAGAACAUUCGGUUGCGGGCUCAGACAUGUUGGACAUCACCCUCAUCCGCCUAUCAGUUGUGUUAGAUGUCAUUGGAUAUGUUGGCUAUGCUUUGUCCAAAAAUGGUUCCGUGUUGACAUUCUCGGGCAUCAUUACAGCAUUGGGAGGCAUGGGGUCACCCUUAAUGCAAGCUUCGCUGACGAAGCACGUUCCGAAAGAUCAGAUAGGGCAAAUUCUCGGGGCUAUCGGCUUAUUGCAUGCCAUUUCUCGAGUUACUGCUCCGGCGCUAUUCAGUCUGAUAUAUAGUCUUACUGUAGGAAAGUUCACCCAAGCAGUGUUCAUCUGCUUGACCGGUAUAUUCGGUCUUGCAUUGAUCUGCAGUUUCUUUAUCAAACCACACGUGUAUCUUGACAUUGAUGAUGAUGUCCCUGGUGGCAAUGAUGACGUCCAUGAAGAGGAAAGGGAAGAUGAUGCCCUGCUGCGUGCUUAA